This is a messenger RNA of Penicillium soppii, 2133 nucleotides long. RefSeq lists its product as uncharacterized. Gene Ontology annotation, biological process: transmembrane transport. The transcript is spliced from 9 exons. Gene Ontology annotation, molecular function: oligopeptide transmembrane transporter activity. The coding region runs from base 1 to 2133 and encodes 710 amino acids. The record is from RefSeq and is a predicted model, not a curated record. Lineage: Eukaryota; Fungi; Ascomycota; Eurotiomycetes; Eurotiales; Aspergillaceae.
AUGGCUUCCACCAUGGAUACUAUUGAUCCUAAGGAAAAAGAUAUGAAUGUCCAGGAGAAACAUAUUCACGAGAAGAAGCAUCACUAUGAGCCCAAUUCUGAUUCUGAUGCGGACUCUCAAAUCGAUAUCUUGCGAGCUGCCGGUAUAGGGAUCGCUGAAGAUGAUCCCACUGAACCAAUACUCACUCUCCGUAUGUGGGUGCUUGGAAUUCUCUUCUGUAUUGUCAUCUGCGGGUUGAACACUUUGUACACACUCCGUACACCAUCCUUGACAAUCACGGGCUCUGUGGUCCUCUUGUUGGCCUACCCCCUAGGAAGACUAUGGGAGAAGAUUGUCCCAGACUGGACUGUCCCAUUGGGAGAUUUGUCUUUCGAGCUUAACCCGGGACCAUUCAAUACAAAAGAGCACACUUUGAUCUACGUCAUGUCCAAUCUCAGCAUCUAUGUCCGUCUCGGUGCCGAUGUUCUCACAGAGCAGCAAAUGUUCUACGGUUACAAAGCAGGAUGGGGAUUCCAAAUUCUUAUCACUUUUUCCACAUUCCUCAUUGGGUUUUGCCUAGCUGGGCUAUUCCGGGCAAUUGUCGUUGUACCCAAGGAGUUAAUUUGGCCAGGAGUUUUGAGCGUCACUGCCUUGACCACCACCCUCCACCAUGUCAGUCAAGAACAGGUGCAAUCACGAUUGGUCCCAACACCUAAUGGCUGCGCUGACAGUUUCGAAGGGAGCCAGGUUUCUUACGUCGGAUCUCCUCUACUCAUUCCCUCGUGGGCCAUUCUCAACGUCACUGUUUCUCUGGUUUUCUGGAUCUGGAUUGUGGCUGUUGCUUGUUACUACACAAAUGUUUGGAAUACAGGAUACCUCCCCUUUCAAAGUUCAAAAGUAUUCGACAAUACCGGAGAUAUUUACAAGGUCAAGACAAUUGUCAAUGCGGCCUCCGGUUAUAAGCUUGAUGUCAAAAAGUAUCUCGCCUACUCACCGGUCUAUAUGCCUGUGACCUACGCGUUGAACAUGUUUGGACUAUCGUUCGCAACGCUGAGUGCACUUCUUGUUUGGGUAAUUCUUGAAAAGCGGCACGUUAUGGCCGAUGCAUUCAGACGUGUGCCUAAGCUGGUAGUUGAAUCCCUUCCACGCCGCUCCAGGGCGCACAGCGAAGAUGACAGAGGAGACCCUGAUGUUCCUCUUUGGUGGUAUUUGGUUUGUUGUGUUCUGGCAUUGUUCAUGGCGAUGUUCGCAGUUGAGUGGUGGGAUGUCGAUCUUAGGUGGUACGGUGUUCUGCUGGCAUGUGUUGUUGCACUCGUAUUCUAUCCUCCGCUUGCUCUGGUCUAUGCGACUGCCAACCUCAAGAUCAAUAUUGAUAUUUUCUGCCGCAUUGUUGCUGGUUUUGUAUUUGAGGGCAAGGUUCUGGCUAAUAUUUGGUUCUUUGAUAUCGGAUACAUCACCACUAUCAAAGGUCUUUACUUUGCCCAGGACAUGAAACUGGCCUACUAUUGUCACAUUCCUCAACGGAAAUUAUUCUUGGUCCAAUUUGUUGGAAUGAUUGUUGGCACACUCUCAUCACUCGGAGUCCUCAACUGGGCUCUCAACCAUAUCAGCGGUAUAUGCACCAGUGCCGCCGUCAAUGGUUUCACCUGCCCCUACUCCAGCACACACUUUAACACUUCUUUGAUUUGGGGUGCUGUGGGACCUCGUCGCUAUUUCUCAAAUCAGAUUGGCUACUCCGCUCUACUGUAUUUUUUCAUCAUUGGCGCCGUCCUGCCUAUUCCCGUCCACUUGUUAAGUCGCCGCUAUCCUAACUCGCUGUGGAAGAAGAUUCAUAUCCCUCUAUUUAUCGGUGGUUUGAACUACCUGCCCCCUGCGACCGGAAUGAAUUACGGUAGCUGGGCAGUAGUUGGGUUGACCUUUGGUUGGCUUAUCCGCAAGCGACUGCAUGGCUGGUGGAGUAAGUACAACUUUGUGCUGAGCUCCGCGAUGGACUCUUCCGUGGGAAUUGCGGGUGUGGUAAUCUUCUUGACGAUCUAUUUCACUGGAGCUAGCGAACAUUUCAGCUGGUGGGGAACAGAAGUGUACAAAAACACCUGUGACUGGAAAGGCUGCCCGAAUCUAUCUCUCCCGAAGGGUGGGAAGUUUGGCGAGUAA